Molecule: messenger RNA, 2270 nt
Organism: Dermacentor andersoni
Lineage: Eukaryota; Metazoa; Arthropoda; Arachnida; Ixodida; Ixodidae
Source: RefSeq, a predicted model, not a curated record
UCUUCUCUACUUGCGGCGAGUUCGCUUGCUGUAGCCAACAAGUCACUUGACCAAAAUGGCGGCUUCACUCGCGUGAGCAUUCCACGCUGGCCCUGUUAUCACUGUUCUGCCUACCACGGUCAGGCACCGAAAUUUCUCCACAUGCCAAGAUUCUGCAAAACGAAGCCACAACUCCACCGGCUUCCAUCACCUGUAAAAUUUGAAGUUGAUUUUACAAGAUUUCGCUACCGCAUUCUACUAUUAAAGUUUUAUUUGCACUGGUAGCCAAUAUAUGUUAGUUUUGCGAUGUACAAUUGAAUGUAUUGAGAAUUUUUUGUGCCCUGCCAUGAAUUUUUAAGACAAAAAAAAAAAACAUUCAGAAGUUCAGUUUCCCCAACUUGGACUUUCACAAACUUCACCAGCCAUUGUGUCACUUCGGGCGCCUUCUUUGGCAUUCAGCCACAUGGACGCUUUUAUUGCAAUUUGCAACUGUAUCGCGGACACAACACGACUACCAUAUUAAAUUUCAGAAUUUAUCUAUACAUUCCUUCAUUAUAUUUUAACUGCUCUAUCUCAAAAUUUAAUAAGGCUUUCUUAUCAUUUCUACAUUUUCCUCUUAUCUACAUUUUCCUCUUAACCACACUCUAAUAAGGUAACCUUUAUUUUAGUUACAAUUAUAUAGAAUCCCCGUAGUGGGUAAGAACUAUUGUUUGGGAAAAAACAAAAUAAAGCAUCGCGUGGUCUACAUUUAUAUCCACAUCUACAUCGCUUGGUCAGAGCGUGCGCCGCUCGAGAGCACGGCAUCAUUUCCCACGCGCAACGGGUUCAAUAUCGAACGCUUGCUUGGAUCGCCCGCUCACUGUCAUCACCAAGGCCUCUGCAAGCUGCUGUUUUUCUAGUCCGGCUUCUACGGCACAUCGGCAAAGCAGCAGCCCCAGUGGGAGGCGUUGUCCUGCCAAGUCAUCACUUUACAGAAAGAGGACAGACUCGACCAGAGGUGAGCGUCAACGGACACCAUGAAGAAGACAUCCAGCAAGCCGAAGCAGGAAAGUCAGAACGAAAGGCAUGCACAGCCGCAUCUACAUCCGCUGCCGAAUCCGCAGCAGAAUCCACAGCAGAAUCCGCAGGAGAAUCCGCAGCAGAAUCCGCAGCCGAAUCCGCAGCCGAAUCCGCAGCCGAAUCCGCAGCCGCAGCCGAAUCGGCAGCUGCAGUCCAAUUCGCAGUUACAGCAUCAACAGCGCACUGCAACAGCAGCAGUGGCGGCGGCCUCACCCACACCGGUAGUGGUCCUGCUGGCGCAGAGCGAGUCCAGCGAGAGCACCAGCACUUCGACGUCGAGCUCGGGGAGCUCUAGCCGGCACGAGUACGGCAGUGGCACUGUGGACACGACCAGCUCGUCGACCAGCACGGCGGCCUUCCAGACCGGAAGAUGGCCGGCUGUUGGCCGCAAGCGUCGGUGCCGGUACAGCGACACCGUCUACCCUGGUUGCAGGAAGAGGUCAUCCUGCACCGACACCGGCGUCAUGACAGAGCCAAAGAGCAGCAGCAGCAAGUUCUGGCUGUACUCCGUGGUGGCCAUCGUGCUGACCGCCACCACGGCCAGCGCCAUCAGCAUGUCGCUGCGCGCCGCCGACGCCGAGUCGGACGAGCCGCGCCAUUACGUCCUGCCCAAGCAGGCGACCACCACGCAACCGCUACAGUGCAAAUGCACCAACGGCAGCGCCACGAACACGACGAAUCCCGACGCCGUCUCGCUCGACCGACGCCGCCUCACCCCCGUCGAUCCACAGUGGCGGACGACGGCUGACGGCUCAGACCGAGGGGCAGCAGGCGGGCAGUUCAAGAGCGGUACGGUCAGCCCGGACAGAGCUGCGGCAGCCGGCGGCGGUAAUGCCACCGCUGACGGACACGUGGGCGGCGAGGAUGCCUCGACCCAUGACGGCGUGCCGCAGAAGGUCGCCGAAAAGGCCCCCAAGUCACUCGUCGCGUACAAGAUCGGGCCGGGCCGACGAAAACACGGCCCACGGACGUCGCCCACGUCGCGAACGCCGGCGAAGAACGAUAUCGGUACGCAAGCGGUGCGCGAGGUACAGACGCACGUGAACCCGGGACAACCAGAAUCCGCAGCCAGAUCGUUGACGACGUUCAAGCACGCCACUGGAACGAACGAGAAGACCAGCACUUCGAAGACGACCUCUCUGUCCUCGAAGACGGGGCACGGCAUCGAAGCACGGAAUCGAGGAGGCUACCGUUCGGAAGCCGGAGAGGCCGCCGGUCAACGUGUACGGUGA